CCUGACCUGUUCCGUCACGUGAUCUGCAGGCAAGAUGGCGGUGCCCGGGGCAUAUCAGGAACCACUGUAAAUAAGAAGAAAGUGGAGAAUGUUGAGUGACAGAAGUUUUAGAUUGACGUCUCAGCGGUAAAAUGGAACUAAGUGUUCUUCUGGAUCCUUCUAUAACUUUACAAGACUGGACUGAGCUGCCUCUAAAGGUGUCCUUGACCAGACUCAAAAACCUGACCUUAUGUAGCCUUCUGCCGGACAGAAGCCUCUGCCUCACUAUCUUCACCUCUAGAACAAGGGCUCGUACACAGCUGGAUGGACCCUUCACUCAAUUUCUGUGGGAAGAUGAGAACCAUAAUGAGACUGCACUGGACCAGAACCCACUUGUCUUGACUCUUGGUCAGAACAAUGAUAUAUGUGUCUAUGAAGUGUCUACUGAGGAUGGGCAGGUGACAUUGGCUACUCUCUGUCUCUGUGAUGAAGACACCUUGAGGCAGCUCUGUGCAGAGAAUCAUGUUUGUGUUCCUUCCUUGUUCUCGGUUCUUCUCCUGUCUCUUCAUGGUGAUGACAUAUUCAUUUUGCUCAGCAGUAGUGUCUUUGUACAUCUUUGCUACUCUGGCAAGGACCAGAAGCCAAACCUUGUGUCUUGUUUCUGUCUGGACCUGGACCCGGAGACUACAGAACACAUCUCCGAUGCAUGUCUCAGGCAUGAAAUCCUGUUUCUUCUGAACACUUCAGGGCUCAUUUAUGUUUUUGACACCCUUGAUGGGUCGUUAGUGGCUGACAUUGAACUUCCCACAUGGGCUGACAUUGAUACAGCAGAAAAACUGAAAAGUAUACGCGUGUCUUCAAACCUAGAUCUCAUCGUUGUCUCCUCUGAAAGAUCUUGCUUUCUUCCCUUGAGGUUAAGUGAAAAUCUCAGAGAGAACAUCAAUCUGGCACUACAGAAAUGGCGUAACGAGCGGCACUCAAGGAUAUCAUUCUUUAAGGAGACUCAAGGACAUGAUUUUCAAAUGGACAGGUCAUGGGAUGGCACAUUAUUGUCACUGCUCUACAAGACCAAGAGCAGCCCAGGCUUUCCUGUGUGCCACCAGACUGCUAGUUUACAGCUCAGAAAUUCGUCCUCUGGAGCAGCAUUUAGAUGGACAGUAUUUGGAGGAGGUUGGGUGAAAGUCCUGAAAGAUAAUAUUGAGGAUCCUUUCAGUCUUCACAUAUGGUCUGUGACCUCCUAUAGCAUGUUGUUCUAUGUUCUGCAAAGAGAUGGGUAUACCACCCUGAUACACUGGGACAUGGAUACACCGGGCGUUAAUUACCAUGCUCUGGGAAAAGCUUUGUGUGUUUAUUCUCCAGAUGAUGAAGCUCCUUUGGUGAUCACAGAUCGAGGUCUUUCUCUUGUCCUUUUUUCGGUGACACAAAAUGAGUUCCUGACCCGGUUAAUGAUUCAUGGCAGUGCCAGUACUGCGGAUACUCUGUGCCACCUAAAUAAUUGGGGGCGCUGUUCUGUACCCAUUCACACACUGGAGGCCGGCUUGGACAACAGGCAGUUGGAUACAGUUGACUUUUUCCUAAAGAGUAAAGAAAGUAUCCUGAGCUCUUUAACCUCUGAGGACGGUGCCAUUCAUUCUGAGGUCUACCUCUGCAAUGUGCAGGAUCUUGUUCCAGCUCUGGAUCUGCUCUCCUCUUACAUCCAUGGCACAGAUCAGGAGGCUCAAAGUAAACACUUCUCCGAGCAACUCUUGCAGCUCACGCUCCGCUUCCUCAAUGCUCAGUUGCUGACACUCUGCAAUUUGCAGUCUGAGCCAGACCCUGGCUUAGAACAAUGUGUGGGAAUAUUGACUGGUUACAUUACUAAGCUUCGACCUUUCAUGAAGAAGUUUCAGCAGCAGCAGCCACCGGUUCCUUUGAUGCCCCCACAUGCUGGGAGAAGACAUGGAGCGUGGGAGAACAUGACUGUGGAGAAUAUGAUUUCAGAUGCCAUCCUGACAAACUGCAUCCCUGAAGCCCAAACCUUCUUGCGAGAACAAGGACAUCACCUAUCUAGCUUGACUUGGUUAAAAAGAGAAGGCCUGAAACUGGUUUACAGAUGUCUACUAGAGUGCUCUGUAUCAGAGGCCUGCCAGCUUCUCCAGAACAUGGGCUAUUCCAUAUGGGAUGAACUUCAUCGUAUAUGUCUGCACACUUCAGAUCUCGGAGUACGGACACUAUUGGUUGACCUGCUGCAGAAAGAAGGACUUUUCUCAGAACAGCAACAACAAGCGAUCCAUACGGUGUGCCAACUUGAGAAACUGUAUUGUAACACGUGCCGGACCAGCGAGGAGAAGAAAAAUGUGCUUAUCGCUAGACCUUCAUGGAGAAUCUGUGCUAAGUCUCAGGAGGUGAAGAAAUUGCAAGAUGCUCUGACUGCUGUAAGAGAUGAGCCACAGACUUUACUUCUUCAUUGGGCUAAGGACUGGGACUGUGAGACACAAGAGUCACUUUUGCUGCCUUGGAGGAAAAACACAGACAUGUCUGCUAUCGCACCCAAAAUCCUUUGGCGCCACUUGACUAUGUGGCAUGAUUGGACACAGGUUGCCUCUUGGAUUGAAAGCAUUGGACUGCCCCAGGAAAAGGGAGAUAUAGAGCGCCCCCUCUGGCCUCUCAUCAGUCCAACAGUCAUUGAUACGAAUACCUUAUGUUGCAGCUACAUGAGGCAGAAAAUACUGGAUGAGUUAUCAAGGAUGAACAUUUUUAUUCCCUCUGAAGUGGAAGAUUUUGAGCUCCUUGUGGAACGCUUGGCCAUUAGUGGGAGACUGAUGGAACUCACUACUUCAAAGAGUCCAGAUGUUCAUAACAGCUUUGUAGUCUUAUGUGUUGAGCGUGGACUCCAGUACAUGCUGUACAGUUAUCUAGAUUGUCACAGAUUGAAUCCAGAAACGUGCUCUGCUUUGGCCAAGACAACCUUACAUGAGACGUACCCAUGGUUUGGGUUUUUGGUGCAUAUUCGACAAGUUUGUGACAAUACAGAUGCUGAUCGGAUGUUCCAGGCCAGCCUGUCCAACGCCCAUAUGCUGAUGCCUGGUUGCCAGCCAAGUGUAAACAAUAUGCUCCUGGAUGGGCAUACUCUCCUUGCUCUUGCGACAAUCAUGUAUGCUCCUGGAGGAAUUGAUGGGGUAUUGAAGCAGUGUGAGGAGCCAAGCCUUUGCCAAUGGAAUGUAGACCUUCCAUUAUUAAAGAUGGCACUGACCCCCUACCCCAAGCUCAGAGCAGCUCUCUUCUCCCAGCACCCGUCUAACGCUGGAUCACCUCCUGACAUUACUCUUUACCAUCUUCUGCAGGCCCUUUCACCCUUCCAUCCUGCGCAUUUCUUCACAUGGCAGCCAACAAAUUCUCUGGCAGCAAGUGACACCAGUUCGGCGCUUCCACACUGCUCCUGUCCUAAACUGGUGAAAGAUCUGUCAGUAGUGGAGCAGCUGGAUACAUUCUUCUAUAUACGCAGUGGCCGGCCAUCCAUUGCCUUUUCCUUUUUUCUUGUGCAUCAUCUUCUGAAAAGCAAAGUUCCCAAGCAGCUAAUUCAUCAGGUUGCAGAAGAUGUGUACUCACUAGCCUUGUCAUGCUUUCAUGUCCCCGUUGUCAUUUCCUCCUGCGUUUGCUUCCUUGAGCUACUUGGUCUUAGUAGUUACAAGCUUCGUGUGGAUGUAAAUGUGGCCAACGUCCUCCUACGGCACAGUUCAUCUCUCCAGGAGGAGUCGGGACACAAAUUCCACAUAAAAGCAUUAGCUCAGAGGCUGUCAAAACUAGUGGAAAAUGAAGUAGAGGCUGCAAAAGAUCUUUUACUAAGCUUAGAAGACGUGGUGGAUGCAACUUUGCAGCAGGAUGACAGUCCACUUCCUCCUCACAGUCUAUGGGUCACAGUGGUUCAGUUCUGUCUCCUCCAUGAUAUUCCUAUGAGCACCAGCUAUUUGAGGUACUGUGCACAGAGACAAGACUGGCUGCAGCUGCUGGUUCAUACAAACAGCCCAGAACAGGUCUUCUAUGUCUUGGAUGAUUUGAAUCCAGUUCUGUGUAGUCAUAUCUCCUUGGCGUUACAAGACAAAGUCUCCAGUGAUUGCUCCUUGCAAAGAAUUGUCAGUGACACAACCUGGGAUAGUCUCCACCAUGUGCUGCUGAAAUGCCUUAGUAUGGAAGAACCAGGACAGAUGCUUCUGAAGGAGUGUAUGAGAUGGAGAGUGCCACUAUUCAGUGCUCUGGCUGCUUCUACACAGGAUGCAGACCCCAUCUCGUGUCUAUGUGCCUGGAUCGUGACUUCCGUGGAUGCUGCUACUUAUACAGAGAUCACGCAGACAAUGUCUGAUUCUGUUGAUCAUAAGUGGAGCCUGGAAGAUCUGGUGCAGAUUUGGGAUAUUCUCCUGGCAAGGGCGGAUAGCGGCACACUGGAGAAAGCCUUCAGCAUAUUUAUGGAGGACUGCCCUUUGCUGAUCCUGCUUGAAAUGUAUGAGCUUUGUCUGCAUCACAAGAAUUACACACAGGCCGAGCAUAAAGUAGUGGAAUUCCAGGGCAGGAUGACGAGUCUCCAGUCUACCGAUUGCUCCCACCCCGCUCCGAUCCCUGUCUUGUGGCUUCACGCCCGGGCUUCUCAUCUACUCCAGCUUCUUCUUCUCCAGAGCCGGACUCCAUAUGAGUUACAGAAAGUUUUGCAGUUUCUUUGUGAUAGCGGCAGCCAUAACAUCUGUGAAGGAAUGGAUAUUCACAAACUGAAUGCUCUCUACCAAAUCCUGGACGGUUAUCCUGUUGUCAUUAGGAAGCAGCUUAUAGAAGACUACAGCCCCGCCGCGCUCCAGGUGGAGUGUCAGAGACUGCUGCAGACUCUGCUGGAAGGAGCUCACUUCGCUUUGGCUCAUCAAGUAGCUGAACUUGCAGAUCUGCCCACUGACAAUCUGGUUAUAGAAGAGGUGCUACAAGACCAAAGCCUUCUUCGAGAGAUGGGGCAAUGGGGGUGCCCACAGAGCCGAGCACAGUAUUGGCGGAAGUGUCAUGUGACUUUUUGCAGCAAACAGCUGUCCCCUGUAGUGGCAUCCAACUUCUUUCAAUCUCAAGCCUCCCAUCACGCAGCCACUGGCACCCUCCUAUUAGAGCAGAUGGAGGCACUGGCAGAACAAGAGCUGUUGUUCACACUUGCAGGGCACUGGCUCUCUCUUCAUGAAUGCUCUUCUCUGAGGACAUUAGAAGAAUUAGAACAGCAGAUCUGGAAGUAUCGCAUCGAGCGAGAAACACUAAAUAGAUCUGGUGGAUCUCGCCUACUGUCCUCUCUUUCCGGUUUUACUAAGUUUGCCUCAGAAUUUUCAUUUUCUGGUCUGGCUGCACUCAACUCUUUUCAGCUUCUCGACAUCUUCAGUCUUCCUCCACUACAUGGUGAUAAAAAUGCAAACUCCCGCGUACUGUGUGGUCUGAUAGACCGGCUACUAGAUGACAGUAAGGUACAUGAAGCCAGCCGUGUUUGCAGGUACUUCCAGCUCUCCCAUCGUGAUGUAUGGAUUGUGCUGAGCUGCCGGGCUCUGGCAUCUGGAGAAAUGACAAUGCAUCAACUGCCUCCAGAUAUCCAGGAUAUCAUUACUGAGGGCAAAGACGUACAAGAGAACACAUGGAACCGGAGAAGGAGAUUGCAAAGUUCAUCCAGUGUGGACUCCACAUCUUCUCAGACUCCCACUAACCCUGUUGUCACAUAUCUGGAGGUCCUGAAGGAUGCUUGUUCACAUGGAAAGACUUUCUGCAGACAGCUGCUGUGUAUGUAUGAGCUGAGUCAGGAUCUUGGAUGUUCCUUCUCAGAAGUAUCAUCCCGAGAUCCAAGAGAAGUUUUGGUUACCUUGUUGUCCAGCUUUCGUCCUGAGCUUUGUGACCGAGCACAAGCAGUCAUCACUUCACAUGGACUUUCCCCUGAGACUGUAGCCCAUAUUGUUGCUGAAGGAAGCCUGAAGAUAUGGAGGACACUAAACAAGGAAGGAGGUCAGUUUGAGGUAUAUAACCUCUCUGAGAACAGAUCCAACUUUCUUCAGCUUGCAAAGCUGUGUCCUGAUCCGACUCUUGUGGGGUUAUAUUUACUGGAUCAUCUAGAGACUGUUCCACUUACUGAGCUUCAUUGUGUAAUUGAAAUCCUUAUCUCUGCUCAUGAUUGCUUCAGUCUGACAUGCCACCUAGAAGGGAUAGGGCGCGUCCUCCAAGCAUGUCGCAACCUGACGGAGAUGCAUUUAGCUCCCAACCAGGAGUAUAGCCUAAUGGUUAGACUCCUGUCAGGGAUUGGUCGAUAUAAUGAUAUGGUUUAUGUCUUUGAUAUCUUACACAAAAACCAGCAUUUUGAGGUUUUGCUAAGGAAACAGCUUGAUACGAAGGGCGGAUUGCAGACUGCACUUUUGGAAUAUAUUAAGCGAUGUCACCCAGGUGACAGCGAGAAGCACAAUAUGACUGCACUCUGCUUCAGUCUACAUCGGGAUAUUGGCCACAACCACGAGCAUGCAGCAAAAAUCCAGCUCAGAUUGAUCCAGUCUAAGCCUUGGGAAUAUUGGAUGUCUGACCAGGGAGAGCUGAGAUCUUCUAUUAUGAAGGCCCUCACUCUGCUGAUUGAUGCUGCUGAGAGUUAUUCGAAGGAUUCUUGUGUUCGCCAGUCACUACGAUGUGCCCGCCUCACCCGUCUUUUGACCCUACAACUUCAUUUGUUGAACAAUGGCCACCAAACGAAGCUGAUUAACCUGGAAAGAGAGAACUUGAUGGAGCCCAUAUUAGCACUUCCAAGAUUUUACCAGGCUGUUAUUGUUACUGAAGCAUAUGAUCUGCAGCCAGACUGGCCAGACGUCUUGUAUAGCAAAGUUAUUGUUGGAGGCGAUUUUCAGUACCUAGAAGAGUUCAAGCAGCGUCAGCUUCUCAGCAGUGGAGUGUUCGAGCAGUUGUCAAACAAAUGCAAACUGAACCCUCCUGGGUCCACUGGACUACAGAACCUGAAGCGAGUGAUCUCUUACUGUGAGGACAUCAACACACGUUAUAAACUGGCUAUUGAAAACAAAUUCUACGACAUUACUGAUGUCCUGAUGAGAGACUCGCAGACACGAUGCUGCUUGACAGAUAUGCUGUCUCGAUAAAGGUCCUGAACAGGAUAGCACACCUCAGAAUCAUGCUGAACAAGCAGCAGUUUGCAUAUUUUUUACUAGACUUCUACGUGUCAGACAGAAACCUGUGGAAUUACAGCCGCCUCUAGCAACUUUUUUGGGAAAGAAGGAACAAAUAUGUGUUUCGGGAAACUUGAAAGUUUUUUUUUUGUUCAAAUAGUCUACUAGACUAAGCGACAAUAGUAGCACUAUCUGUAUGUGCUGUUAUCAUACUGCUGCACUGUAUUCCACUUUAUGCUGAUUUUGCACUAAAGACUUGCUUACAGAAGCAGAUUUAGACAAGUAUUUCCCUCAAAUUUUUUGCCAAAAUGGAACUGCAUCUGAAAUGGAGGUAGUUAAUAGAGGCACCGGUCCGGUCAACCACUCAUCCCUCCCUCUUCCAUUAAAAGGGUCAUCCCAUGACAACCUCUUUCUAACAAAGCUAGAACCAGCCCUGUACCUCACAUGGAUCCAGAGAUCUCCACAUUCAUUGCUCAACUUUUUCUGCUAGAGAGUGUGUCC
Molecule: messenger RNA, 7622 nt
Organism: Bufo bufo (common toad)
Lineage: Eukaryota; Metazoa; Chordata; Amphibia; Anura; Bufonidae
Gene: SPG11
Product: SPG11 vesicle trafficking associated, spatacsin
Exons: 41
Coding region: 132-7094 (2320 amino acids)
Biological process (GO): chemical synaptic transmission; synaptic vesicle transport; axo-dendritic transport
Cellular component (GO): axon; cytoplasm; synapse
Source: RefSeq, a predicted model, not a curated record